Brassica napus (rape) is the source of this 1425-nucleotide messenger RNA. RefSeq names its product RING-H2 finger protein ATL17-like. Lineage: Eukaryota; Viridiplantae; Streptophyta; Magnoliopsida; Brassicales; Brassicaceae. The record is from RefSeq and is a predicted model, not a curated record. The transcript has a single exon. Bases 383 to 1222 code for a protein of 279 amino acids.
AAUCAAGAAAUAUAAUUGUCAUCUUAAUUCACAAGCCGCAGGUCUUUAACUUUGAAGUGUUAGAAAAAUAGUCUAUGCACAUAUAUGAUCAUUUUAAUAUUUUGAACACUUCAAAAAAAAAAUUGAAAGCCUACUUUCUCUCAACAACCGAAAACAAAGAAAUGUAUCAAUCAAUACACAAAAGAUUAAAAGCGUCAAUAAGUAAAUGGAGUUGAUCAAAAAAAAAAAGAAAAAGUAAAUGGUCAAGAUUGGCGUCUUCAAAUUCCGAUGUCCCGAGAGACCAUCUCUCUUUCUGUUCUCAAAAACACUCGCCAAUACUAAUAUAACCACAAAAGCUUAUUUUCCUCUCUCUCUCAGUUCCCACUCGUGAUCAUCCGAAAGCAUGAGUCUUAGAGACCCAAAUCCAGUAACUAACACACCCGGAUCCUUUUCGGAUCCUGCCGGCUUCGCUAUAAACAGCAGAAUCAUGUUCACCGCCAUAAUCAUAAUCGUAUUCUUCGUCAUUCUCAUGGUCUCUCUUCACCUCUACUCUCGUUGCUACCUCCACCGCUCUCGCCGUUUCCACAUCCGCCGCUUAAACCGCAGUAGACGCGCCGCCGCCGCUAUGACCUUCUUCGCCGAUCCUUCCUCCUCCACCUCCGCGGUCACCACUCGCGGUCUCGACCCCUCGGUCGUCAAAUCUCUUCCCACUUUCACGUUCUCCGCCGCAACCGCCUCGGACGCGAUCGAGUGUGCGGUUUGCCUGUCGGAGUUUGAGGAGAGCGAACCGGGUCGGGUUUUGCCCAAUUGCAAGCACGCGUUUCAUGUUGAGUGCAUUGAUAUGUGGUUUCUUUCUCAUUCCUCUUGUCCUCUGUGCCGAUCGCUCGUCGAACCUAUCGACGGAGGAGUAAAAACUGCGGCGAAAGAAGUCGCGAUUUCGAUUUCUGACCCGGUUCCAGGCGACACAAACGACGUUAUAGGAGCUGGGACUUCCGAUCAUGAAGAUUCCAGGGGGAAACCGGCGGCGAUUGAAGUCCCGACGAGGAAUCUCGGGGGAGAAUCGGAGAACGAGUUGAGUCGGAGUAACUCGUUUAGGUCACGGGUGAUAUCUUCCACGCGGAUUUUCAGCAAAGAACGGAGAAGCGCUUCGUCGUCUUCUUCUAUCGGGUUCCCUCCGCCUCCGAUCUCUAGCAUGCCGAUGACGGAGUUAGAUAUCGAUUCUGGAGGAGAAGAGCCUCGUUGACUUUAAGACGCUAAAUGUUUACUGCUACGUGGACGUGUAUGAUUUGUUAUAAAUGUUUCCUUGUUUAGAGUUAAGAAUGCGGAGCUACAAUACUUCUUCGUUACUUUUCAGUUCAGGCGUUUCCAAAAAGGGUUAAAAUGUAGAUUUCAUUGUUUAAUGAGUUUGCACCCGUGACGUAAUCUCAACUGUCGUUUUUUGGGACA